Molecule: messenger RNA, 3346 nt
Organism: Macrobrachium nipponense
Lineage: Eukaryota; Metazoa; Arthropoda; Malacostraca; Decapoda; Palaemonidae
Product: gastrula zinc finger protein XlCGF8.2DB-like
Exons: 2
Coding region: 777-1787 (336 amino acids)
Biological process (GO): regulation of transcription by RNA polymerase II
Cellular component (GO): nucleus
Molecular function (GO): RNA polymerase II cis-regulatory region sequence-specific DNA binding; DNA-binding transcription factor activity, RNA polymerase II-specific
Source: RefSeq, a predicted model, not a curated record
UUUCAAACAUAUAUCCCACCUAUUACUACUAUUACUGCUAGCGUAACUUCUAUUCAAGCGUCUGUUUAUCUUCUAUAAUAAUUGUCUUCUUCAUAAUCUAGACAAUUCUUGAUUAAUCGUAAUAAUUGGUAAAUUACAAGGAUAACCGAUAAUUGCUGUAAUAAUAGGUCUCUUGGCUGUGGAAUAUCAGCGAUGAAUUCUCUAAUCAUGAAGUGUUUUGGGAAAGGAAGAGGAUGGAUUCUGUCGCUGAAAUUGGGCAUUUAGUCGUCGGGAAAUUCUUCAGCUCCUCCAGUUGAAUUCUCAGAUAUGUCGAAUUAUUUGUCCUUAGAUUCAUAGAUUUCCAGAUGAAAUUCAGUUUCAGAUACAAGAUGUUGCAGUUUGUAACCCCAAGAAAAAGUAUCCUACUGUAGUUCCUUUGCAUAUGUGUGUAAUUGGGGAUUAUAUUUCAAGUCUUGUGUGUAAUACCAUUUUAAAAUUCUAUACAGAUGUAAAAUGAAACUUGUUUUGAGUGACUAAUGGUUAUGUAUUGAAAAAUUAAUGAUCUUCUGUUAAUGAUUUUUUGUCAGAAAUAUUUUGUAAUGAUAAGACCAGUCUGAGGGGGGCACUUUUGUAAGGAAGAAAUUUGCAACUGGGCAGAUAAAAGCAUAGUAUGUUUUAAGAAUCUAUCCUGAAAUUUGUAACUUGAUGGCACUGAAUGCAACGUAGAUUAGAAUAGAGGAACCAGAAUGGUUAAAAUGGGAUCAGAACUUUCAUCAGAAUUGCCUUAGAAGAGCGAGAUGGAAGAUCCGUUAUCAGACUCUCCGGUCGAUCACGAAAACAGCCACAACUCUUUGUCUUUAGAUCCGCUUGUGGAAUUCAAGGCAGAGCCAGAAACAAGUGAGGGUUUUGAGGCUGACGUGAAGUAUUCGUGCAGAGUAGAGAUUGAGAAUGACAUUCUCAGCAGUUGUGUGGAGGAGGAGACGCUUACUAGUGAAGAACUUGAAGGUCCUCUCAUAACUCAGGCAGAAGUCCCUGAGAAAAAGAAGCCUUACAUCUGUGGGUAUUGUGAAGAGGCCUUUGGCGACAGGUACUCCCUCAAACUGCAUGCCGUGGCUCACGCUGGGGAGAAGAGGUUCAAAUGCCCCGAGUGUGGGAAAGCCUUCUUCAGGAAGAACGACCUGACGAAUCAUGUGAGAACCCACACUGGCGAGAAGCCUUACACCUGUGCGGAAUGUGGCUCGGCCUUUGCCGUGAAAUGCCACCUCACCAACCACAUGAGGAUCCACUCUGGAGAGAAGGCGUUUGUUUGCGCUCAGUGUGGGAAAGCCUUUUCCGUCAGGAGCUACCUCACUAGUCACUUGAAAGGCCACACUGGGGUCAGACCAUUCAGCUGUAACUUGUGUGGCAAGGCAUGUACUCAUAAGAGCGAUCUAACCAAGCACAUGAAGGUGCACACCUGCGAUAAGCCCUUCUCCUGUAGCAUCUGUGGUAAGGCGUUCUCCCACAAGGGUGGCAUCACCAGACACAUGCGCACACACACUGGGGAAAAGCCUUUCGUGUGUACGGAAUGCGGGAAAUCUUUUGCCCAAACAAAUGAGCUCAAGCAGCACUUUCGUACCCAUACGGGAGAAAAACCAUUUGCCUGCGACACUUGUGGUAAGGCAUUUCCGCGGAAGAUUGACCUCGCGACUCAUGUCAGGGUUCACACUGGAGAAAAACCAUACAAUUGCAGCGUCUGCGGGAAGGCUUUUGUGCAAAAGAGUCAUGUACUGAAGCACAUGCAUGUUCACACUGGAGAGCAUUCGUGAGGAACUAGGGAAAGAGAAUGUAUUCAGCAAAAUGAUCUUGAACAGUCUUUCAAUGCAGAUGAAGGCUCUGUCAGUAAUAAUAGAGAUUAUCCUUAGGAAAAUAGUCUUGCAACACAGACAAGUACAUACUCACUAUCAGAAAUAAUUGUUAAACCGACAGAAACUGCGUUGCUUAAUUCCAGAUGAGGAACCUCACAGAACCUGCUUUAAUACACCCCAGGAAACCCAUUCCUUUGAGGUGAUUCGGUGCUGUUGGCUGAAUGUAUUUUACAAGAAUUACUAUGCGAAUAAGCCAAGGGAACCCCACUUUCUAUCCUCCUUUAAAUUUCUUUGUCAGAUACUAUACAAACUGCUUGGUCAGACCAAAAACCAAAUUCUCAGAAUACCAGAAAAAUAUUUAAUUGCCAAGCUAAUAAAAAUGUCAGAAUAGACGUGGUUAAGAAAUCUUUUGUUCCAACAUCGCACAGAAUUCCAGACAUGUCAUUCCUCAGUAGAAGGAGCAAUAAGAGCAUCUGCUUUCAUUAUAUGCUCUUAUUUUUCAGAAUGCAGUUUUUUCUUGAAAAAAUCCUGUCCAUUUUUAGAGCUUUAUGUCAGCUACAGCGUGAGAGACUUGUCACUUAUCAGAUUGACAGUUAACUUUAGGUGCUACUUACCAAAUAUCUUACAAAGUCCAUUAAAAUAAACUGGAUCAUUAACCUUUUUACAGAAUUAUAUUAAACAAGGGUUGGACAUUACUAGUCUUAAACUGUUACCCUAUUCUUGAAUCCACAUUUGUUCUUACACGAUAUACAAACCCUCGGUCCUUUACAUUAGGAAUUACUUUACAUUGAAGCUGGAACAUGGCUGUUAAAACUCUUGAACAAGGUGGUUAGGCAGUAACUACUGUCCAGUAGGGAGGGAGACCCACCUGCCUGGAUGUAAACAUUCCACUUUACUUUCGGCCAUCUUCGAGUAAAGAUGUGUUUGUGAGCUUUUGCGAAUUGGCUGUUAAUCACGAUUUGCCAGUGGGAUUUUUCCUUAAUUGGUUUGAAUAUACUGUGUUUGAUAAUAAUAAUAUACAAACCCACUUUUUGUGAUUAACCUUGCUAGCUGCCUUUCCCUUUGUGUAUUAGAGGUUAGUGACAAGGGUGUAUUUACACUUUUAUCAUUUACUCUCACCCUUUACUAGUAAGGGCGCGAUAGUAUAUUUAUUUGACAUUUAUGUUUAUGCUUUAGGAAAAUUUACUGGGGGGAAACUUCGGAGAUUCGCUUUUUGGUUUUUCCCUGCCAGUAUUCUUUCUUCUCCUUUGCCCUCUUUGCUUGCUUAUCGGGUAAAGAAAAGGAUGGGGUGUGGUUGUGUGGUGUUGAUAUUUGGGGAUCUCCUCUUGUUUUGGAGGGCAGUGCCUUUUGGUGCGAGAGGAGUAUCCUUCUUUUUAACCCCUUAAAAGACUUAUUUUUUCAACAUAAUGUUUCAAAAAGAAUCUAAUUGUUUUAUUGAAUUAAAUUAAAAUUUAACUUGUUUAGACUCUAUUCUAAUUUGAUUUCAACAGAAAAUUGUGAUUAUUUUAUGUAAAAAUUGU